UGAUGAUUAAAACAAAAAAGAGGGUAAACUAAUACAUUAUGUUUGCUGCUAGCUGCUUCUUUUUCUUUAGAAUUCUUUCCUGAGGUUCUGAGAAUGAGAAUGCCUUGGGCACAUGCAAAGUUAAUGCACAUGUGCAUUCUUUGUUUAUAGUUGGCUAAGGAUUUUUCUCUAGCCUGAGGACACUAUUCACACAUUCAGAAGUGUGAAUAGGAUUUUCAGAUUAGUAAAGAUGAUUUUGAUCAGCAUAUCAUAAAAAUAUGCAAUAAUAUUAAAAUGUUUAUUUCACUUUGCUGAGACUCCCAUUCUGCUGUUUCCAUACAGGUGUCUUCACACAUCAAUUCCAUCAUGUACACAGUAUGCUUGAUCUGGUCUAAUUCUGAAUAUUACAACAUUCCAUCCCGGGUCAUUGUCAUUUUGCAGGAGAUUUGUAAUCUCUUCAUUGAAAUGACACGUAACUUUUUGAGUCCUGAGGAAGUGCUGAAAGGCUUGCAAGGCGAAAUUGAGGAGGUUUUGGCAGGAAUCAAGGUGGCCAUUGCUGUGAUUGAGAAACUCUACAAGACCUAUGACCUUUGUUCCACAGAUAUGAUGCCUUUUUUUUUUAAGGAUAAAGAACCUCAGUACUGGGAAUUUCCCUCUACUCUUGUCUUUACAAGAAUGAAUUUAUUUUUUCACAGACUGAAGACCAUAGAGGAACUUUAUAUGACUGCAAUUGAAUUUCUCAAAUUGGAGAAAAUUGAACUGGGUGGUGUGAGAGGCAACAUCCUAGGGAGUUUGGUGUUCCAAAUUUAUGAAGAGGUUCUUGAACAUGUGAAAGUUUUUGCAGAAUGCAAAUAUGAUCCCUUAGACCCAGCAGAUGAGCAAUUUGAUGAAGAUUAUGCAGAUUUUGAGAUCAAAAUCCAGGAUUUGGAUAGGCGUUUGGGCACCAUUUUCUAUCAAGGAUUUGUUGACUGUUCCAGUUUUGAAUCAGCUGUCAAGCAAAUCCAUAUGUUUUCAUCUCUAUUGGAACGACCAUUGAUCAAAGCAGAUGCCGCUCCCCAUUACGCUACACUUUUGGAGAUGUUCAAUGUUGAAUUGGACAAUGCAAAGAUUUUGUAUGAUGCCCAGAUAGCUGCUACUAAAACUGGAGAUCAUGUGCCUCCAAUUAGCAAAAAUAUGCCACCUGUUGCUGGGCAACUGAAAUGGGCUUUAGAACUCCAGGAACGAUUGCAGAUCCCAAGGAAAGAGUUGCAUGCCAUUGAUCAUCCGGUAAUGGUCAGUUCUGAAGCCAAACUGAUAUAUGGAAAGUACGAUGAGAUGAUACGUUUGCUGAAAGGUUACCGUGAAAGAAUUUAUGCAGAGUGGAUCGCCAGAGUUGACAGAGAAUGCCAGUUUAAUCUAGAACAACCACUGAUCCAAAGAGAUCCAGAAACAAGACUUAUUAGUGUCAACUUCAGCAAAGAGCUCAUAGCUGUUCUCCGUGAAGUCAAGUACCUGAACUUUCAGCAGCAAAAAGAAAUUCCAGACAGUGCUGGCAGCCUCUUCUCUCAGAACGAAACUUUGCAGAAGUUUGUGGACAACUUAGAUCUCAUUGUUGGCUGGUACAAUAAGAUCAAGAGAACAAUUUUGCCAGUAGAACUUCCUCUGGUCAAAACUGAGCUGGAAGAAAUUGAUGUUGGUCUACAGAAAGCUGAGACCAAUGUGUUUUGGAGUAAUGAAGGUGUUAUGGAUUAUAUUCAAGAGAUGAGAAAUGUUUUAUAUGAUUUAGAGACAAGAAUUCAAAAAACAAAAUUAAAUGUGGAGAAUAUCGGACAGCUUAUGCAAGAAUGGUCAGCUAGUCCUUUGUUUGAAAGGAAAGACAACAAAGAGACAGCUCUUCUUGAUCUAGAUGGAAGACAAACAAAUAUAAACAAACGCUAUGCAGCCAUCAAAGAUGCUGGGCAGAAGAUCCAGAGUAUGGUGGAGGAAAAUGCAGAGUUGUUCAAGGCUGACAAGACAACUGUAAUAUGGUCUCAUUAUGUAGAAUACAUAGAUGAAAUAAUCUUAGAUGGAUACUUUAAGUUUAUACGCAAAUCACUGCAGUUUCUACUCAGCAAUAUGGCAGCAGAUGCCAAUGUUGCCCCCUUAUUUGAAGUACGGAUGGAGUUGUAUAAAGAUGACUUAAGGUAUCGUCCAUCGCUGGAAGUGGGAGCAGAACACGGUUUUUUGGAAAUGGUAGAAAACUUAAUGAAUGAUAUCUACGAUACAGCAAAGCUUAUACCCCGACUGGCUGAAGGGAAACUUAGCUAUAAGACUGACUUGGAAGAUAUGGGAGAACUAAUAGAGAUGCGGGAGGAAGUGGCAAACAUUGUGGUGAAUGCCAUGAAGCAGGGCGAGGAAUAUCAAGACUCCUUUGAAAAAUACUCCUACCUUUGGAUGGAUGAUCCCCAGGAAUUCAUGCAGCGCUUCCUCACUUUUGGCCAUGCUCUCACACAGGAGGAGCUUGAAUCUCACGCGGAAGAGUAUUUGCCACAUGUUGCACCCACUCUUGAGCAAUUCCAGCUACAGAUUGAUACGUAUGAAAAACUGUAUGAAGAAGUGUCCAAGUUUGAUAAUACCAAAGUGUUCAAUGGUUGGCUGCAAAGUGACUGUCGGCCCUUCAAGCAAGCACUCCUGAACACUAUCAAACGCUGGAGCUUAAUGUUCAAGCAGCACCUCAUCAAUCAUGUCACUAAUAGCCUUCAAGAGCUUGCUACUUUCAUGAAAGAGGCAAAUGCAGGCUUAACUAAACCAGUAAAAGAAGGUGACUACGAUGGGCUUGUUGAAGUGAUGGCACACUUGAUGAAAGUCAAAGAGAGACAAGUAGCUACUGACAAUAUGUUUGAGCCCCUAAAGCAGACUAUUGAAUUACUAAAAUUGUAUGGAGAAGAAAUGCCUGAAGAGAUCCAUAUGCAGUUGCAUGACUUGCCAGAACAAUGGAACAACACCAAAAAGUUGUCCUUCCAAGUCAAACAAAAUGUGGCUCCUCUGCAAGCCAGUGAAGUCACAAUCAUCCGAAGGAAAUGCCAACAAUUUGAGCUUAAACAACAUGAGUUCAGAGAGAAAUUCCGAAUCGAUGCACCUUUCACUUUUGUUGAUCCAGACCCAUAUAAAUCCUUAAGCAAGCAACAAAAAAUGAUUACUGUUAUGGAGAAAGAGAUGGAAGCCCUAUCCAAAUCUGCAAGCUUGUUUGAAGUAUCUGUUCCAGACUACAAGCAGCUGAAAGCAUGCCAUAAGGAAGUGCGCUUGCUCAAGGAGCUCUGGGACAUGAUUGUCUUGGUAAAUGAAAGCAUUAAUGAUUGGAAAACAACCAAGUGGAAAGAGAUUAAUGUUGAACAAAUGGAUCUUGAUUGCAAAAAAUUCGCUAAGGAUGUGAGAACUUUGGACAAGGAAAUGAGACCGUGGGAUGCUUUUAUAGGACUGGAUAAUACAGUUAAAAACAUGAUCACAUCUCUUCGAGCUGUGAGUGAUCUCCAAAAUCCAGCUAUCCGAGAUAGACAUUGGAAAGAACUCAUGCAGGCCACUCAGGUGAGGUUUACCAUGUCUGAUGAAACAACACUGGCAGAUCUGCUUCAGCUGAAUCUUCACAAGUUUGAAGAUGAGGUUCGCAGCAUUGUAGACAAGGCGGUGAAAGAAUCUGGGAUGGAAAAGGUGUUGAAGGCUCUUGACAGUACCUGGUCAACUAUGCAGUUUGAACAUGAGCCUCACCACAGGACGGGAACAAUGAUGCUGAAGGCAGACGAAGCACUAGUAGAAACCCUUGAAGAGAACCAAGUGCAGCUCCAGACUCUGAUGACUUCUAAGUAUCUGGCCCACUUCCUACAGGAGGUCUCCGGCUGGCAGCAGAAAUUAUCCACUGCUGACUCUGUGAUAUCCAUUUGGUUUGAAGUCCAGAGAACCUGGAGUCACCUGGAGAGCAUUUUCAUUGGCUCAGAAGACAUUCGAAACCAGCUUCCUGAGGACUCAAGGCGUUUUGAUGUCAUUGACAAAGAUUUUAAAGAAUUAAUGGCUGAUGCAGUAAAAACUCCAAAUGUGGUUGAGGCAACAAAUAAACCAGGUCUCUAUGACAAGCUAGAGGCCUUGCAGCAAAGUUUGGCACUCUGUGAAAAAGCUCUGGCUGAAUAUUUGGAAACCAAGAGACUGGCUUUCCCUCGAUUUUAUUUUGUAUCUUCUGCUGAUCUGCUGGAUAUUUUGUCCAAUGGUAAUGACCCUGUUGAGGUCUCCCGCCAUUUGUCCAAAUUAUUUGAUAGCAUGGCAAAGCUGAAAUUCAAACUAGAUGCGGAAGAAAAGCCUCUGAAGAUUGGCGUGGGAAUGUACAGCAAAGAAGAUGAGUAUGUUGAUUUUGACAAGGACUGUGACUGCUCUGGACAGGUUGAAGUUUGGUUAAACCGAGUGUUGGAGAGAAUGCAGAAUACCUUGCGCCAACUAAUAGCUGAAGCUGUAGUGACUUACGAGGAAAAGCCGAGAGAACAAUGGAUAUUUGAUUACCCAGCCCAGAUUGCUUUAACAUGUACCCAGAUCUGGUGGACUACGGAAGUUGGCAUUGCCUUUUCACGACUGGAAGAAGGCUAUGAAAAUGCAAUUAAAGAUUACAAUAAGAAACAGAUUAACCAGCUGAACACCUUAAUUACACUGCUGAUUGGGAACUUAUCUCCAGGGGACAGAAUGAAGAUUAUGACCAUUUGUACUAUUGAUGUGCAUGCCAGAGACGUCAUUGCCAAAAUGAUUUUAGCAAAGGUGGAGAGCUCUCAGGCCUUUACGUGGCAGUCCCAACUUAGGCACCGUUGGGAUGAAGAAAAGAGGCACUGCUUUGCUAAUAUCUGUGAUGCUCAACUCCAGUAUUCCUAUGAAUACCUUGGCAACACUCCUCGUCUGGUGAUCACCCCGCUUACUGACCGUUGCUAUAUCACCCUGACCCAGUCCCUCCACUUAAUCAUGGGAGGAGCCCCUGCAGGUCCUGCGGGAACAGGAAAAACCGAGACCACCAAAGACUUGGGCAGGGCUGUAGGCAUCAUGGUGUAUGUCUUCAACUGCUCUGAGCAAAUGGACUAUAAGUCCUGUGGAAAUAUCUACAAAGGGCUGGCCCAAACCGGGGCCUGGGGAUGUUUUGAUGAAUUCAAUCGGAUUUCGGUAGAGGUCCUGUCAGUAAUUGCGGUACAGGUUAAAUGUGUUCAAGAUGCUAUUCGAGCCAAGAAGAAGACAUUCAAUUUCCUUGGAGAGAUGAUCUCUCUGAUUCCCACUGUUGGAAUGUUUAUUACCAUGAAUCCUGGGUAUGCAGGUCGUACUGAACUGCCUGAAAAUCUGAAAGCGUUAUUCAGGCCCUGUGCCAUGGUUGUGCCUGAUUUUGAGCUUAUCUGUGAAAUCAUGCUUGUUGCUGAAGGUUUUAUUGAAGCUAGGCUUCUGGCCAGGAAAUUUAUUACGCUCUACACACUAUGUAAGGAGCUACUUUCCAAGCAGGAUCACUACGACUGGGGGUUGAGAGCUAUCAAGUCUGUGCUAGUGGUGGCAGGGUCCCUGAAGAGAGGGGACCCAGGCCGGGCUGAAGACCAGGUCCUCAUGAGAGCUUUGCGAGACUUUAACAUACCCAAGAUUGUGACUGAUGACUUACCUGUGUUCAUGGGACUCAUUGGGGACCUUUUCCCAGCCCUGGAUGUACCCCGGAAGCGUGACCUGAACUUUGAGAAGAUUAUCAAACAAGCUGUUGUUGAACUUCGUCUGCAACCCGAGGAGAGUUUUGUUUUGAAGGUGGUGCAGCUAGAGGAACUACUGCAAGUCCGACAUUCGGUGUUCGUGAUUGGAAAUGCCGGCUCUGGCAAGUCACAGGUAUUAAAAUCUCUGAAUAAAACUUAUCAGCUCAUGAAGAGAAAGCCUGUAGCUGUUGACCUUGAUCCUAAAGCUGUGACUUGUGAUGAGCUAUUUGGUAUAAUUAAUCCAGCAACAAGAGAAUGGAAAGAUGGUUUAUUUUCAACUAUAAUGCGAGAUCUAGCUAAUAUAACUCAUCGCGGACCUAAAUGGAUUGUUCUAGAUGGAGAUAUUGAUCCUAUGUGGAUUGAAUCUUUGAAUACCGUGAUGGAUGACAACAAGGUGCUGACCUUAGCCAGCAAUGAGCGAAUCCCACUAAACCCCACCAUGAGGCUUGUGUUUGAAAUCAGUCACCUAAGAACAGCAACACCUGCCACAGUGUCUCGAGCAGGAAUCUUGUAUAUCAAUCCUGCUGACCUGGGCUGGAAUCCGAUAGUGAGCAGUUGGAUUGAGCGCCGAGAAGUGCAAUCAGAAAAAGCUAACCUGAUGAUCUUGUUUGAUAAAUACCUACCUACCUGCUUGGACAAACUGAAAUUUGGAUUCAAGAAGAUAACCCCUGUUCCUGAAGUGACCGUGGUGCAAAUGAUUCUCUAUUUACUGGAAUGCCUCUUGACCCCAACCAACACACCUCCAGAUUCUCCCAAAGAGCUAUACGAACUCUAUUUUGUGUUUUCUUGUUUCUGGGCGUUCGGAGGAGCAAUGUUCCAAGAUCAGCUUGUGGAUUAUCGUGUGGAAUUUAGUAAGUGGUGGGUGAAUGAAUUUAAAACAAUAAAAUUCCCAUCUCAGGGAACAAUUUUUGACUACUAUAUUGACCCAGAAUCAAAGAAAUUCAUGCCGUGGACUGAUAAAGUGCCACAAUUUGAAUUGGAUCCAGAUGUCCCAUUGCAGGCUUCAAUGGUCCACACAACAGAAACCAUCCGGAUUCGUUACUUCAUGGACUUACUAAUGGAGAAAAAAUGGCCAGUGAUGUUAGUUGGGAAUGCAGGCACUGGAAAGUCAGUGCUGAUGGGGGAUAAGCUGGAUACCCUGAACCUGGAUGAUUUUAUGGUGCAAGCUGUUCCCUUUAACUUCUACACAACUUCAGCUAUGCUGCAGGCUAUUCUGGAGAAGCCUCUGGAGAAGAAAUCAGGACGUAAUUUUGGCCCCCCUGGUACCAAGAAGCUGAUUUACUUCAUAGACGAUAUGAACAUGCCAGAAGUUGACAAAUAUGGCACUGUGGCUCCUCACACCUUGAUCCGGCAGCACAUGGAUCAUGGGCAUUGGUAUGACAGAAACAAACUAACCUUAAAGGAUAUUCACAACUGCCAGUAUGUUGCCUGUAUGAACCCAACUUCUGGAUCCUUCACUAUUGAUUCCAGGCUUCAGAGACACUUCUGUGUAUUUGCGGUGAGUUUCCCAGGUCAGGAUGCCCUAAUGACCAUCUACAGUACUAUCUUAGGUCAGCACUUGGCUGUUCGGAAUGUUUCAAUGGUCGUCCAGAAGGUCAAUCAGCACCUUGUUUCUGCAGCUCUGGGUUUACAUCAAAAAAUUACAUCAACAUUUCUUCCUACGGCCAUAAAAUUUCACUACGUUUUCAAUCUCCGGGAUCUCUCAAAUAUAUUCCAGGGACUCCUGUUCUCCACUCACGAGUGCCUCAAAAUACCAUCAGACCUGGUCCGGCUCUGGCUGCAUGAAGCAGAGAGGGUUUACUAUGACAAACUUGUGGAAGACAAAGAUCAAGAGACUUAUAUUAGGGUCAUGACAGCAAAUUGCAAGAAAUUCUUUGAGGAUCUGGGUGAAAAUAUUAUCUUUGCAAAGCCCAACAUUUUUUGCCACUUUGCUCAAGGCAUUGGAGAUCCAAAGUAUUUGCCUGUUUCCAAUGUACAGAGUUUGAAUAAGCUGCUUGUGGAAGCCUUGGAUAGCUACAACGAGGUCAAUGCAGUGAUGAAUUUGGUGCUGUUUGAAGAUGCUGUGUCCCAUGUCUGUAGGAUCAAUCGCAUCCUAGAGUCUCCCAGAGGCAAUGCUUUACUCGUGGGGGUUGGAGGCAGUGGCAAGCAAAGUCUAUCUCGGCUGGCAGCCUAUAUUAGCUCCCUGGAUGUCUUUCAGAUCACUCUGAAGAAGGGCUACGGCAUUCCAGACCUCAAGGCUGAUCUGGCUGCCCAGUACAUCAAAUCUGCUGUGAAGAAUACCCCUACCGUUUUUCUUAUGACAGACUCACAGGUUGCUGAAGAGCAGUUUUUGGUUUUGAUCAAUGAUCUCUUGGCAUCUGGCGAGAUUCCAGGGCUAUUUCAGGAUGAUGAAGUAGAAAAUAUUAUUAGCUCCAUGAGGCCUCAGGUAAAAUCUAUGGGCUUGCAGGAUACUCGUGAAAACUCCUGGAAAUUCUUCAUCGACAAAGUCCGAAAACAAUUAAAGGUAAUCCUGUGUUUCUCUCCUGUGGGAUCUACUCUCCGCGUGAGGGCCAGAAAAUUCCCUGCUGUAGUAAACUGCACAGCUAUUGAUUGGUUCCACGAAUGGCCUGAAGAUGCCUUGGUGUCCGUCAGUGGAAGAUUCCUAGAGGAGAUUGAAGGGAUUGAGCCUGGAGUUAAAACCUCCAUCAGCCUGUUUAUGUCCUUCGUCCAUACAACCGUCAAUGAAAUGUCCAAGACCUACCUGGCCACUGAAAGGCGUUAUAAUUAUACCACCCCGAAGACCUUCCUGGAACAGAUCAAACUUUACCAGAACCUCCUAGCCAAAAAAAGAAAAGAACUGAUUGCUAAAAUUGAGAGGCUGGAGAAUGGCUUAAUGAAACUCCAAAGUACAGCUUCACAGGUUGAUGAUCUGAAAGCCAAACUCGCUGUUCAGGAGCUGGAGCUUAAGCACAAGAAUGAAGAUGCUGACAAACUGAUUCAUGUGGUUGGAGUUGAAACAGAGAAAGUGAGCAGGGAAAAAGCAAUUGCUGAUGAAGAGGAACUCAAAGUGCAAGUCAUUAACUUGAAUGUAUCAGAAAAGCAAAGAGCUUGCGAAACUGAUUUGGCUAAAGCUGAACCAGCACUGCUUGCUGCUCAGGAAGCUCUAGACACUCUCAAUAAGAACAACCUGACAGAGCUGAAGUCUUUUGGAUCCCCUCCAGAAGCAGUGGUUAAUGUAACAGCAGCAGUUUUGAUUCUGACUGCUCCAGGUGGCAAGAUACCAAAAGACAGAAGUUGGAAAGCAGCAAAAUCCAUGAUGGGCAAAGUAGAUGCUUUCCUGGAUGCCCUGAAGAAAUAUGACAAAGAACACAUUCCAGAACCUUGCUUGAAAGCUUUUAAACCAUUUCAGAAUGAUCCAACAUUUGAUCCUGAGUUUAUACUCUCCAAGUCCACAGCUGCAUCUGGUUUAUGUUCUUGGUGCUUAAACAUUGUUCGUUUCUAUGAAGUCUACUGUGAUGUGGCACCUAAGCGGCAGGCCUUGGAAGAGGCUAAUGCCGAACUGGCAGAGGCAAAAGCCAAACUCAUGACGAUUAAAAACAAGAUUGCAGAUCUAAAUGCCAAUUUAGCCAAUCUGACUGCUGAAUUUGAAAAGGCCACAGCUGCGAAAAUCAAAUGCCAACAAGAGGCUGAUGCAACGAACAGAGUAAUUUCGUUGGCUAACAGGCUUGUUGGUGGAUUAGCAUCUGAAAAUGUGCGUUGGGCUGAAUCGGUGGAAAAUUUCAGCGAACAGGGAAAGACUCUGUGCGGGGAUGUGCUACUGAUUACUGCAUUUGUUUCCUAUGUUGGGUAUUUUAUCAAAAAGUAUAGGAGCGAGUUACUGGACAAGUUCUGGACUCCUUACUUAAAGCAGUUGAAGGUACCAAUCCCUAUUACUUCUGGCCUGGAUCCUUUAUCCCUGUUAACAGAUGAUGCAGAUAUAGCAACCUGGAACAACCAGGGGCUCCCCAGCGACCGUAUGUCAACAGAAAAUGCAACAAUUCUAUGCAACACAGAACGUUGGCCACUCAUUGUGGAUGCACAGCUUCAAGGGAUCAAAUGGAUCAAGAACAAACAUGGACGAGAGCUGAAAGCCAUCCGGCUUGGACAGAAAAGCUACCUAGAUAUCAUUGAAAAAGCGAUUUCUGACGGAGACACGCUGCUUAUUGAAAAUAUUGGAGAGACAGUAGAACCUGUGCUGGAUCCUCUGCUAGGCCGAAACACAAUCAAGAAAGGAAGAUACAUUAAAAUAGGAGACAAGGAAGUAGAGUACCACCCCAACUUUCGCCUGAUUCUGCACACCAAGUACUUCAAUCCCCACUAUAAGCCAGAGAUGCAGGCUCAGUGCACGUUGAUCAACUUUUUGGUUACCAGGGAUGGCUUGGAAGACCAGCUUUUAGCUGCUGUGGUUGCUAAGGAAAGACCUGACUUAGAGGAACUGAAGGCUACUCUCACAAAACAACAGAAUGAAUUUAAGAUCAUCCUGAAGGAACUAGAGGACUCCUUACUAGCCAGACUCUCUGCUGCAUCAGGAAACUUCUUAGGAGAUACAGCCUUGGUAGAAAACCUAGAGACCACAAAGCGCACAGCAAAUGAAAUAGAACAAAAAGUGAAAGAGGCUAAAGUUACUGAAAUACAAAUUAAUGAAGCCAGAGAGAACUACAGGCCAGCAGCAGAAAGGGCAUCCCUGGUGUAUUUUAUAUUAAAUGACCUGAACAAAAUCAACCCCAUCUAUCAGUUCUCCCUGAAGGCUUUCAACGUCGUGUUCGAGAAAGCCAUUCAGCGUACAGCUCCAGCAGAAGAUGUGAAACACAGGGUGAUCAACCUUACAGAUGAGAUCACCUAUUCAGUUUUCAUGUACACAGCUCGGGGUCUGUUUGAGAGAGACAAGCUUAUUUUUCUAGCCCAGGUUGCCUUUCAGGUCUUGCUGGUAAAAAAAGAAGUGAAUCCAGUGGAACUAGACUUUCUUCUACGUUUUCCCUUUAAAGCUGGCUUGACAUCUCCAGUAGAGUUCUUAUUAGGUCAAGGAUGGGGUGGAAUUAAGGUACUUUCUGAAAUGGACGAAUUCAAAAACCUGGACAGUGAUAUUGAAGGCUCCGCUAAGCGAUGGAAAAAAUUUGUGGAAUCAGAGACCCCUGAAAAGGAAGUUUUCCCGAAGGAAUGGAAGAAUAAGACAGCCCUACAAAAGCUGUGCAUGAUGCGAUGCAUGAGGCCAGACCGCAUGACCUAUGCAGUCAAAAACUUUGUGGAAGAGAAGAUGGGGAGUAAAUUUGUUGAAGGACGAAGUGUUGAAUUCUCAAAAUCCUAUGAAGAAAGCAGUCCAUCCACACCAAUAUUUUUCAUUCUUUCUCCUGGAGUGGAUCCACUGAAGGAUGUUGAAGCCCUAGGUCAGAAGCUUGGCUUUGCCAUAGACAAUGGGAAAAUCCAUAAUGUGUCCCUGGGACAAGGGCAAGAGGUUGUGGCCGAACACGCUCUGGAUGUGGCUGCAGUAGAGGGACAUUGGGUCAUUCUUCAGAAUAUACAUCUGGUAGCCAAGUGGCUGAACAUACUGGACAAGAAAGUUGAACGCUACAGCAUUGGAAGUCACAACGAUUACCGCGUAUUUAUGAGUGCUGAACCUGCUCCUUCUCCAGACUCUCACAUUAUUCCUCAGGGCCUGCUAGAAAAUGCCAUUAAAAUCACAAAUGAGCCUCCAACUGGCAUGCAUGCCAACUUACACAAAGCCCUCGACCUCUUUACACAGGAUACCCUGGAAAUGUGCACCAAGGAAAUUGAGUUUAAGUGUAUUCUCUUUGCCCUCUGCUACUUCCACGCAGUGGUAGCAGAACGGAGGAAAUUUGGAGCACAAGGUUGGAACAGGUCUUACCCCUUUAACAAUGGAGAUCUCACCAUUUCCAUCAAUGUCCUGUAUAAUUACCUGGAAGCCAACGUGAGGGUGCCGUGGGAUGAUUUACGGUAUCUCUUUGGUGAAAUCAUGUAUGGAGGACAUAUUACGGAUGACUGGGACCGCAGAUUGUGUCGGACCUACCUCGGUGAAUACAUCCGCAUGGAAAUGUUGGAAGGCGAAAUGUUUCUGGCUCCAGGAUUCCUCAUUCCACCCAAUAGUGAUUACAAGGGCUAUCAUGAGUAUAUUGAUGAAAAUCUACCACCUGAGAGUCCUUAUCUGUAUGGGCUCCAUCCGAAUGCAGAGAUUGGUUUCCUCACUGUAACCUCAGAGAAACUUUUCCGCACCGUGCUGGAAAUGCAACCCAAAGAAUCUGAUUCCGGAGGAGGAACUGGUGUGUCCCGUGAAGAAAAGGUAAAAACAGUGCUAGAUGAGAUCCUGGAUCGUCUUCCAGAGCCCUUCAACAUGAUUGAAAUUAUGGCAAAAGCAGCUGAGAAAACACCAUAUGUGGUCGUUGCUUUCCAGGAAUGUGAACGUAUGAACAUCCUCACCAGUGAAAUCAGACGCUCUUUGAAAGAACUGAACUUGGGACUGAAGGGCGAGUUGACAAUAACAACAGACAUGGAGGAAUUAUCCAAUGCUCUUUUUUAUGACAAUGUACCCGAAUCCUGGACAAAACGUGCUUACCCAUCUUUACUUAGUUUAGCAGCCUGGUAUGCAGAUCUACUGCUCCGGAUCAGGGAGCUGGAGGCUUGGACCACAGAUUUUGCCCUGCCUACAACUGUGUGGCUAGCAGGCUUCUUCAAUCCUCAGUCUUUUCUGACUGCCAUUAUGCAGUCCAUGGCUAGGAAGAACGAAUGGCCUCUUGACAGAAUGUGUCUCUCAGUGGAAGUUACCAAGAAAAACCGAGAAGAUAUGACAGCUCCACCUCGAGAAGGUUCCUAUGUUCAUGGGCUCUUCAUGGAAGGUGCACGCUGGGAUACUCAGACCGGGGUCAUCAGUGAUGCACGCCUGAAGGAGCUGACGCCUUCGAUGCCAGUCAUUUUCAUCAAGGCCAUCCCUGUGGAUCGCAUGGAUAUCAAGAACAUGUAUGAGUGUCCUGUGUACAAGACACGCACAAGAGGCCCCACCUAUGUCUGGACUUUUAACCUGAAAACAAAAGAGAAGCCGGCUAAGUGGAUUCUUGCUGGAGUUGCUUUACUCUUACAAAUUUAAUGUCUGACAGAGUUUUGUCCACUCC
Protobothrops mucrosquamatus (brown spotted pit viper) is the source of this 12823-nucleotide messenger RNA. RefSeq names its product dynein axonemal heavy chain 17 (gene DNAH17). Gene Ontology annotation, cellular component: dynein complex. NCBI's taxonomy places the organism in Eukaryota, Metazoa, Chordata, Lepidosauria, Squamata, Viperidae. The transcript is spliced from 75 exons. Bases 346 to 12798 code for a protein of 4150 amino acids. The record is from RefSeq and is a predicted model, not a curated record. Gene Ontology annotation, biological process: microtubule-based movement. Gene Ontology annotation, molecular function: ATP binding; dynein intermediate chain binding; minus-end-directed microtubule motor activity.